Molecule: messenger RNA, 2334 nt
Organism: Aphanomyces invadans
Lineage: Eukaryota; Oomycota; Saprolegniomycetes; Saprolegniales; Verrucalvaceae
Exons: 3
Coding region: 56-2098 (680 amino acids)
Cellular component (GO): nucleus
Molecular function (GO): DNA binding
Source: RefSeq, a predicted model, not a curated record
GGUUUUUAAAUCGAGGGGGAAGUCGAAAAAAUACUCGAAAGAAGGACAUCGCACCAUGGAGAUGGAAGACGACUCGCUCCUGAUGCUGCCACCGGCGGAGGACGCUCCGGUCACCGACAUGCUUCAUGGCAAUACAAUGGGCAACGAGUACGAUGACAACGUGGCGGACGAAGACGUGACGUCUACGAAGGGCACACGUAAGAGAGAGCGGCUGACCCUUGGCCAGAAACGUCAAGUCGUCGACUUGGCCGCCAGCAACCAAUUUACCCAUCGUGAGCUUGCCGAAAAGUUCCAAGUCGGGCGCACGACUAUCACCAACAUCUGCAAGAACACCGAGUUGAUUCGCCACGAAACGGACUCGGCCGACAUGGUCAAGAAGAAGCGCAAAACGACGAAAUGUUCGUACGAUCUCAAGGUCCUCGACGAAGCGCUCCACAAGUGGCGCAUGGAAACGAAGGUGAGCAACCCCGAGACAAAGUUGACUGGUGCGGCGCUGCAAGGGAAAGCCAUGCAGCUCGCCCAAAUGAUGCUCUCCGAUCCGUACGCACGGCUUCCCGACAAGGUCCACGUUGCGCUAAGCAAGUUCAGCGCGUCAAACGGGUGGCUGGACGGGUACCGCACGCGGUUCGGCAGCUUCACGACCAGGGCCACCACGGCGACGUCCACCGACCACGGGCAACCCCACCACGCGCCGUUUUCCGCGUCGAUCAAGACGGUGGACUUUCAAACACGACAGCGCGAGCUCCACCACAUGCUCGAGAAUGUCGACCCCCAAGAUAUUUGGACAGGGACCGAGUUUGCGAUUGCGUCCAAGCCUCCGCCACCGCAACACGGCUCGACGGCGACGCACCCAGUCGACGGCCAUGGAGCGGAUCACACAGAUGCCGGUGGAACUAGUGGUGGAAGCCGCCUCACGAUCGGGUUGUUUGUCAAUGCAGCGGGGGAAAGUUUCGACUUGCAAGUGAUUGGCACCGAUCGCAACAGCGCGGCGACAAACGGAGGGAGUCCGCCACCGAUGCUGUGCACGAUGGCGAAUCUAGACUUGCGCCGACGGUAUCGGAUCCUGUACGACGUGACCAAGUCUGGAUACCAAGUCGCGCAUACGUUCAUGCACGUCCUGAAGCAGCUCAACGCCGUCGCCAAGGCGCGGAAACGUACAUUUCACGUGCUGCUGGACAGCGCGAUUCCCCACGUGAAGGCCGCGAUGCUUCUCGAUUCGCUCGGCGACCAGCGCACAUUUUUUCAUUUUGAGUCGUUGCGGCUGGUGUUUUUGCCGCCCAAUUUUCAUCUCGCCACGUGCCAUCCGUGCCACUUGGGCCUGAUUUCGUCGUUUAAAGCGCGCUUCCGAUACGAAGAAAUCGACGCGCUGUUUGCCCGGUGCCGCGACCUCGCGAGUUUGAUGGACCCCCAGCUCCAAUGGACGUUCAAGAACGUUCUCCACUGGUUGUCCGUCGCGCUGCACAGCCUCCGGCCGCCCGAAAUCGUCGCGGCAUGGGUUGCGUCUGGCUUGCUCCCCUCCUCCACCGUAGCAACGUCUCUCUCUCGAUUCAGCCACGUGGCAUCGCCAUCCACCGCGCUGCAGGACCUCCAACGACUCUUGGCCGACAUUGCCCACCAAAUGCCGCCGUUUCUUCCGUGGGUCGGGCUCCAGGAGCCCAACGCCCAGCUCUGGAUCGACCUCGACGGGAAAGCGUCCGUCGUCGACGCCGGCGUCGACGACGCCCAGAUCGUGCGUAGUGUUUUGCUCAAACACGGCUACCUCGAGCUUCGACCGGGCAAUCUCGACGAAGCGGUCGAAGGCGGCGCGAGUAGCAGCAGCUCGUUGACGUCGGCAGCGACCAACCAUGGCACAUCGAGUGGGAAUGGACCGGGUCAUGGCAGUGUCAACGGCGGGCUCUUGCCCGUCGAAGUCUCGCCAACGAAAGAACAAGUGUGGCACGCCAUCGAUUUACUCAAACGCCACGUGCGCGUGACUCCAGGACUCGACUUGCACGGCGUCGACGCCGUCGUCGCGCUGAAUGCUCUGAAAACACCCACUGCCAACAACGCCACAUCGACCUCCAACACAUCGUUCCAACAUCAUCUCCAUCAUGCCUAGCCACGAACGCGACUCCUCUUCCUCUCUCGUGCUCGCUUGGUAGCUGGCUAGGGCAGGCUCCGUCAAACGUGUGUACAAAAAGAGUCUAGUGCGUCAUGCACGGUGUGCCCCCAUGGCGCGGCACACAUCCCAUUCAAACGUCGUUGGGGACAUCCAUCCGAGUGCCGUGGCCAUUCCAAACAUGCGCAUGUUCGAAGGCAGCACACCAAGAAGCACGGAAUGAUCGGCGGUCGCGU